Helicoverpa armigera (cotton bollworm) is the source of this 4668-nucleotide messenger RNA. Its product is annotated as titin homolog. The transcript has 14 exons. The coding region runs from base 749 to 4120 and encodes 1123 amino acids. NCBI's taxonomy places the organism in Eukaryota, Metazoa, Arthropoda, Insecta, Lepidoptera, Noctuidae. The record is from RefSeq and is a predicted model, not a curated record.
UCAGUUUUCUGGGGCCCAUGGUUUUAUUAUACAUUCACAGACUAAACAUAGGUUAUUAACUUGACACAGAAACAUAGUCAGGAAUGUCCAUAUAUUGUUUACGUUGCCAACGGAAGUAUUUAAAAAAUAUUUCAUUAAUCGAGAAUUUAAUCGAGUUGGGAAACGAGUGAUCGAUUCAAAUCGAUUUUAAAUUAAAUAAAUAAUAUUUUUAGUUGAGUGUGUUCAAAAAAUUUUGAUGGAUUGUUUUAGAAAAGUGUUUAUAUUGUUAAGUGAUUUUCAGUGAUUUGUGUCGAGUUUUAUAACGAAAAAUAAUUUCAAUUAAUAUUUAAGUGAGCUUGCAGAAAAAAUCUUUCGUAAUUCGGUGAAAAAAUAGUUUACUGUAAAAGAGAUUUUUAAUAGCUAAACGCUGAGUGUAACACUUCUAAGAAAAUAAAAAGUGUUUGUGAAAAACUAAAUAACAAAACAUUGAAAAUAUUUUUCGUGAAAAAUAAGCGUUCUCGUGAAAACUGUUUUGAUGUAAUUUACUGAAAUUACUUUGCAAGUUUGUUUAUUUUGUAACUGAAAAUUAAAAGUGUGAUGGUGAAGAAAAACUGAAAAGUCCUAUAACGUAAUAGGUAUAUUUUUUCAUAGUGGGACUACUUUAGAUUUAAAAAAAAUUGUGUUAUAAUGUCGUUUAGUUAAGAAAUUGUUAUGACAAGUUAAGCAGUCUUACAAAUAAUGUCUGUACCCUGAAUCUACAAUCAACAAAAUGUUUUUCAAGGUGUUCUCUCUUCUCCUGGUGGUCACAUUGAAGAGAGCACGAUGUUCGCUGGUCAUCGACAGCACGUCGCAGAGAGGUAUCUACGUGUCGGACUACUGCCCCUCAUCGCCGCACUGCAGAGAGGGGACCCAUGUUAUGUGCAUGUAUUAUGACCCUAAUCGUUUAAUGGGACCGCUUUGCGAAAAUGCAGUGAAUAUCACGAUGACGGCUUACUAUGCAAAUCAGCUGCUUGAAGUUAUGAAUGCAAUUAGAAGCAAAGUAGCCAACGGCAAAGAAACGGGGAAGGAUGACAAGUUGCUACCCAGAGGCUACGGGAUAUACCGACUGAGAUGGGACAGCGAAUUGGCAACGUUUGCGCAAGUUUUUGCAAAUAAUUGUGUAUUGAAACAUGACCUGUGCAGAGCUACAAGAAGAUUCCCGAGCCCCGCUCAGACUCUAGGUGUCAGAUUCUUCAAAUUCCCGGAGUGGUACAUGCUACCUCCUCCCAAGAAUAAAAAGGGUGCUGCUGGGUUGACGGACGCAAAGAUAAUGGAUGCAAUGAAUCAAGCUGUGAAGGCCUGGUAUAUGGAGAAGUCCAGGCUAACAGCAGACAUGGUGAAGGCGGCUCCUGAAAUUCAUAUGCCUACAUCGAAUCCAUCAUCGAUCCAGCUGUACUCGACCUUAGUAUUUGGAGCAACCACGCAUAUAGGCUGUGGUCUGUCAGCUUUCUCCAACUACUUCGCAGAUACUAGAAAUACGUAUAAUCAAGUAGAAUUAGUAUGCAACUACUCGUCCGCCCCCAAAAAGGGGGCUAGUAUCUACAACACGGAGCCACCAGUAGCCGGGACUGGGCACAGCCCCUGCGGUUGUCCCCCGGGAACUUAUGAAGAUGCCGACUGUUUGUGUAACGAACACAUCGAGCCUAGUCCUCAACGUGCUCGUGAGCCAACUUGCCAAGAUGGGGAGUCGAAAACUAAUUGUGAACCAACGCUAGUACUCCUGCCUAUAUUCACCAUGGAAGACGCUCCUCCAGAGAAACUGAUUGAACAAGCUGAGUCCAUUAAAGAACCUUUGAAAAACUACAUUUUGCAAAGAAUUGAUAGCUCGACUAGCUACCCAAGAUCGAGAGCGUUAGAACUUACCGACCUGAUUAAUGACUUUGAUGGAAUGAACGCAGCUCAUCAUUCUCCGAUGUUACCUUCACAACCGAAAUCCGUGAUGAUGCCCCAAUCAUCUCGUUCUCAUAAUGUCAUUUACAGAGCACCGAUACCAGCGCCUAUUUUUCCGAAGAGUAUAGCUGAUGAACUGCCUUUACCGCCGCCCCGGAUCCCACCUCGUCCGCGGCACUCCCCUCAAAUGGCCAGGUCUCCAUUAGUACCCACACGGCCAGCACCCCCACCCCCACCACCUCUUCGGUCACCACCAGACCCCCCAAUCCCACCGCCACCGCCACCCAGAAUGCCGCCCCCUCCAGCACCCGUGGUACCAACACUAGAAGAACAGAUCGAUGAGAUAGUUAAUAACCAUAAUCAGCAAGAAGUACUACAGUCAGUAAAAAGACGACCUGCGCCAAGGCCACCACCAAAACGCCCUUCGCCUAAGAAAGCAAGCAUAUUUACAAGAGUAGCCCAAUUCAAACUACCUGGAAGAAAAAGUAUGACAUCGCCUUUUGAACCAGUUAAAAAAGACGUACCACCACGAAAAGAUUUCUCUAACCUGCAAAAAGUGGUCAAUGACUACUUAAACCGCAGAUCAGGUCAAAGAAGAACAAGCGCUGAAGAAAACCAUGAUGUUGAAGCCAAAAAACCGCCACAUUCAAACAAUAAGCUUGACGAAUUCAAACAACGUGACAAAUCUACACACCGUGAUGAAAGCAAACAAAAAGUUAUGUUCAAAAAGCAUUAUGGAGACAAACAUCAGGAUGAUAUAAAUGAACCGUAUGAAGAAAUACAACAGCCUGAGUUUAAACAACAGUUAGAAGACAAGAAAGCAAAACAAAAUGACGAAAUCAAACAACGUGAUGAACCCAAGCAAGAUGAAGAAAUCAAACAACAACAACAACAGAAUAAACCAGUUCAAGACGAAAAACCUAAAGAAGUAGAAAAGCCACACACAGACGAACCAGUAACAGAGACUCGUUUAAAAAAAGCAGAAGAAAAGGUCAUAAAUUUCAAUCAGUAUUUGAAAGAAAAAGAUAAUAAUACCAAAAUUAGUAAUAACAAAGAUAUUGAUGUCAAAGAUGAUAUCGAUAACAAACUAAUGUCUCUUCUCGAUACAUUGGAAAAAGAAGUAAAGCACGUUGCCCUUGCUGGUAGUGAAAAAGAAAUAUUUGAUGCCAAAAUUAGAAAAAUCUAUGGAACAGUCGUAGGUGAUGCUGUAGACUUGACAACUCCCAAACCAAUCAUUGCUAAUAAGGUGGAAACUGAAACUAAUGUUGGUGAAUUAAAGAAAGCUAACUACGAACCCAACAUAAUGAAUGAUAUAAAAAUCCCGGAAGACAACUCACGAGCACAAAUAAGGCAAAUUAGACAUCAAGAAGCAGAAACGAAAAACGACCAAAUGAAGAAUUAUGAAUAUUUGGUUCAAAGGAAGGAUAAAUUAACUGACAAUUACAACCAGAACAAAUAUAUCGGGAAUACAGACGUCAAUGUUUUUAGUGAUGUUGAUAAAAAACGUGUUGAAUUAUAUGAUCGGAAAUAUAAUGAACGUUAUGAACAAAGGUACAGAGAUAUUGAUCACAAAUACAUGGAUGAUAUCGAUCGCAAGUACAGCGAAAACUUAGACCGAAAAUACAGUGAAAGCAAUUUAGAUCAUGGCAAAUACGAUAUUCAACGCAAAUACGUCGAUAAUUUCAAUCAGAAAUAUCAUUAUAACGUCGAUCCAAAAUAUGAUGAGAAUGCACCCGGUGUAAGAAAACAAAUAAAGUAUGACACGAAAGAUGUUGUGGAGUUCAGAGAGUUCAAACAUAACGCGUUAAACUCAGCUGAGGAGAACAACAUAAAAUAUAGGAAUUUUGAUAAAUUUAAUGAGAAGGAUAUAAAACCCCAUGGUAUUAUUGAUAGGAACUUAUACAGAAACAAAGAUGAGAGGAAAUACAGGGUUAUCGGUGAUGAGAAGAGAGGUAAAAGUGUUCACACACACAUGGAUCUAGAAGACCCACUUAGUUUUGAAAGGAGAAAGUAUUAUCAAGAAAAACUUGAUAAUAUAGAAAGAAAGCUGCGAGGAACCCGGAAUAAUAGACAAAGGAAUGAUCAACUAAGGAGCGACCGACCAAUGAGACGAAUGCGACCGAGCCGCGAUGGUAUACAACGAACAAGAUCGAAAUCGCAAGCUGACAAUUUCUACAUGCCUGAAAGAGCUAGAUUCUUACACGGAUUCUAAUUAAGCCUGACUUUACAAACGUUUAUCUUAAGAGGCUGACAACAGCCAAAAGGGGUUUCUCAAUUUUUUUUCGAAUCUAUACAGUUUUUAAUAGCGAAAACAAAAUAUAUUAAUCUUGAACAUAUUUCUGAAAACCCGGUAAAUUUCAAAACAUGUUCUUGAAAAGUUUUCUAGAUACAAAAAUGAGAAUAAACUAACCUCUUGAAAUGAUCUUGAAAACAAAAAUAUCUGUAUAACUUAUCAAGAUUCGGUGAUAAAAUGUAUAACAAUAACGUAUCCAUCUUACCUAUUUUGUUUUGGCUGUUCUUCUUCCUCCUGCCUUGUUCCCAAUUUUAUUUAGGGUCGGCGCAAUAUGUCAUCCUCUUCCAUUUUUCCCUGUUACUCGUCAUACUGACACUCACUCCCUUCCUAUUCAUGUUAUCUUUCAGGCUAUUGUCAGCUUUUUAAAGAGGUUGAGCUACACUUCUGUAUAAUAAAUGUAUAAGCACAUUGUUUUUAUAAAACUGGCAAUUCGGCCACUACUGAGCACUGCCGUGGUUACCUACUCA